This is a messenger RNA of Parnassius mnemosyne (clouded apollo), 942 nucleotides long. The record is from the annotation of a GenBank genome assembly. Lineage: Eukaryota; Metazoa; Arthropoda; Insecta; Lepidoptera; Papilionidae.
AUGGCAAGCAUUUACGCGUGGUACAGGGACCUCAUGGACAACAAGAGCGACCCCCGAGUGAAGGAUUGGCCUAUGGUGUCUUCUCCUUGGCCAACUUUGGCGGCUUGCUUGCUUUAUGCGUUUUGUGCGAAGAAAUUGGGACCAGCACUAAUGGCUAACCGCAAACCCUUCGAACUCAGAGGUGUGCUCAUAGUUUACAAUUUGGCCCAGACCGUAUUCAGCGCAUGGAUCUUCUACGAGUAUCUGAUGAGCGGAUGGUUGGGACACUACGAUUUCAGGUGUCAACUUGUCGACUACUCGCGGAGCCCACGGGCAAUGAGGAUGGCGAAUACAUGCUGGUGGUACUACUUCAGCAAGUUCACGGAGUUCUUCGACACGCUGUUCUUUGUGCUCAGAAAGAAGAACGAGCACGUGUCCACUCUGCAUGUCAUACACCACGGGAUCAUGCCAAUGUCAGUUUGGUUCGGGCUUAAGUUCGCUCCCGGUGGCCAUAGCACAUUCUUCGCCUUGCUGAACACUUUCGUCCACAUAGUGAUGUACUUUUACUACAUGGUGUCCGCCAUGGGCCCUAAGUACCAGAAAUACAUUUGGUGGAAGAAGUAUCUCACCGCUUUUCAAAUGGUUCAGUUCGUGCUAAUCUUCAGCCACCAGCUUCAAGUGCUGUUCCGGCCAUCGUGCCAGUAUCCUCGCCCCUUCGUCUACUGGAUUGCGAUGCACGGCUUCUUGUUCCUUUUCCUCUUCAGUGAUUUCUACAAGGCGCGCUACAACAAAUCCGAAAGAAAAACAAAGCUUACGAAUGGACUUUGUAUGGUGGUCAUGAACGAAAAUGGAAGUCCGUUGAACGGCAAAAACGGGUACAAACAAGAGGCGGUAUCAGAAGUUCCCAACUCGUACGCCUCCUCAGCUGCGGACGCGUUCGUUCGUCGAAGACCAGUGUCAUAG